CACCGGAGAGGCCUCCACUCUCUGUCCUCUCCGAGAUGCUUGGAGUCCCUCGGCUGACCCUUUCCCAUGGCAGGGGGUACCUGCAGGGCACGUGGGAGAAAGCCUACCAGGAUCACAGGAGAAAGGUGCAGGAGGCCCGACCCGUGGUGGACAGCCGCGCCCCGCCAACCCUCAGUCACCUCUGCCUGAAACUCGGCAAACUCAAGCAGCUGGAGGAGGGCCGGCUGUCCGCCAUCGACAGGGAUAACCGUCUGCUGCUGGAGAAGGUGUCCUGCAUCAUGAGGACUGGGGGGUGGACCCUCAGCGGUGUCACCUGUGCACACAGGAGUCUAAACAGGGAGAAAAGAGAGCAGGAGCUUUGCAGCCUGAGAGAGAAAAACCCGUUCUGCAGAAGGUCACAAACUCAGCGCAGGAUCCGUUCGCCACACACCCUGUGGGAGGCAGACCCACCGCCGGAGGAGGUACCUCGCUUUUCUAUUCCUUCCAACCCAGAGCUGUCUGAAUUUUCCAUUCCUUUCAUCAGAUUCAUCACAGCAAAUGUCAAGAAAAUGCUUGGAUCCUGUGCUUCAGAUUCAUUCUUCAUUUAUUUACUUUGACUCCCUUGAAACCCUCCUUUUACAAAACAGGAAACAGAUAAAGGCCACGAGCAAUGGGAGAUGUUAAAGCCAAACCAAGAAAGGGAAAACAGAAGCCCCUCGCAGCAGGGCUUCCUGCACUUUAUUUGAAGUGUCACCAGCUGCGCUGAGUGUUUAAGUGUGGGGCCAAGGAGCUGCCAGGACGGGACAGGAACCAAAGCGGGGAAACGCUCCCAGUUUUGACAAAGACCAGACCCCAGGGAGCCGGCGGGCAGGCGUCCCAGUGCUGGGCUCCCGGCGAGGUCAUCGCUGCUCUGUGCUUCCCUUUGUGAAAAGACAACCGUGGAAAGCACGAGGAAGCAACUGCCAGCUCACUGCCUCUGGUCCCAAGUCAGAACUGUGACCUGAGUGUCACAAUCCAGACCCAAAGGCAGCUCCCUCCCAGCGGCUCUCACGCCCAGCGUGGAGUUUCCAGCCUCAGCUUCUGUGCAGGACGAGGGUGGGGACAGACGCAGGACAGAGGGACAGACGGCCUGCUGUAGAUCUCCCCUGCCGAGGGUCCCCUUCCCUGCCUCGAACCAGCAGGACUUUUCCUUGACAAGCCCCUGCUCUCUAUCCUUGGAAACACAGGGACUUGGUCAGUAUCCGGGUGGGAGGAGGGGUUGCAACAAAAACCAGGCCAUUUGAAACCUGCAAGUUUACGGAGGAGAGGACUCUGUUACAGGACCAGAGGGCUGGAAGACGGUCCAAAGAAGGCCCAGUGGCUACCCUUGACCAGCUGGCUGAAGACUGAUAUCCCUACCCAACGUCCGGUCAGCUGAGCCUGGGGCCUUUGCUGGUCAGGCACAGACAGGAUAUGCUGUAGUUUACGUUUAAAAUUCCAGAAAAUAUGCUCAUUGACUUGGCAGAAAAAAACAGCCCUUCCUCUGGAGCCCUGAUUCCUUCGCCAGAGCAGCAUCUCCUCAAUCUUUCUGUAGUUUUUGCUAGUUUAGAUAUUAACUUGCAAAGUAUCUCAAAUAUUUUGAAGGAAAGGUUUCAACCUUUCGUCUUCCUUACGCUUUCAAAUCAUCUUCACUUAUCCCUAACUCCAAACUGAGAAAUUACUGAACUGAUUUGAUAACUUUUUAUUGAGGGAGGAUAAGAUUUCUAAAAGAUCAACCGAUAAAACCCACUAGGCACCCUGGAUUUGCUGGAGCCUACAGUUCCUAGAAGUGUGUAUUAUUCUAAUCUAGUGCCCCAGCCCCAAAUGACCCCCACACGUGAGAAGGAAACAAAAACAGGACAAACACCAGUGAUCUUGCAGCCAGUCCAGAGGACCUGGUGGAGACGCAGAGGGCAUGAGGCUGACCCCGAGCUCACUCGGCCCCCGUGAGCUUCCAUCGCCCCUUUGUGAAGAGAACCCUCUCCAGAACUCAUGUCAGGGUCAAAUGUUUGCAAAAACGACUACCACCGUUUCUGGCAUUUACUUGGCAAGCAUGAAACCAUGAAAUAUUAUUUUAUUCCUUCUUUACUGUAUGCAUUUGCCACACAGGAUAAAAACACUAACCAAAAAAAGCGCUAACUUGAAAGGUGUUCAUGGCCCCCCCCCCCAACGUUCAUAGCAGCACUGUUUACAACAGCCAAAAUAUGGAAGCAGCCCAAGUGCCCAUCAACCGAAGAGUGGAUAAAGAAAUCACAAGAUAUAUAGUUAUGCAUAUAGACAUUAUUCAGUCACCAAAGGAAUGAAAUCUUGUAUUUGAGAAAACAUGAAUGGACCUCUUCGGCAUUAUGCUGAGAAAAAUAAGUCAGACAGUCUGAAAAAAACAAACUCUGUACAAUCUCUCUUUUAUGUAAAAUAUAGUAAUAAU
This is a messenger RNA of Odocoileus virginianus texanus, 2422 nucleotides long. The record is from RefSeq and is a predicted model, not a curated record. Lineage: Eukaryota; Metazoa; Chordata; Mammalia; Artiodactyla; Cervidae.